AAAGCAGCUUUAGUUCAAAUUUGAACCUCAGCCGCGGCGGAUCGGAAACGGAAAUCGAAUCGGAUGGUGAAACGCUUCAAAGAGUCAUCUGCAAGGAUUUCCACAAACCUCUUGGAUUUUAUCAGUGAAAAACUGUGUUUUGAGUGACCCCUAGGCUGGUGAUUCAAUUCUUGGAUUUAAAUUAUGAAACAGUGAACUACUGCAGCGCACACAUUGGAAUUGAUCGCUUAACGAAAAGCUUAGUGCAACGAAAACCGUUAACUAAUGAAACCGAGUGAUAACAGUUAGUGAAGUCGUAGUCGCGUGUUCCCCGUUUUGGAUUAGCCUCUACAUCAUAUCAAUUUUUGGAAAAGUGAAUCAACACAAGAAUAAUUGUCAUGAAAUUAGACUAUGAUAUAUUAAUAGCGUUUACAACAUUAGCAUCAUGUAUCACAAACAUCGUCGGAGAGAGCUACCAAGUCGGCCUCGCCCUCAAUGACAUUAUGCCGGAAGACCCAAAGCUGUAUGACAAGAUGCGGCCGCCCAAGAAGGAUGGCCAGCCCACUUCGGUACUGUUCCACGUGACCGUCAUGGGUCUGGAUUCGAUCGACGAAACCUCGAUGACGUACGCGGCCGACAUCUUCUUCGCGCAAACCUGGAAGGACCACAGGCUGCGGCUGCCGGAGAACAUGACGUCCGAGUACCGGCUGCUGGAGGUCGAGUGGCUCAAGAACAUGUGGCGGCCGGAUUCGUUCUUCAAGAAUGCCAAAUCGGUCACAUUCCAAACGAUGACCAUCCCGAAUCACUACAUGUGGCUGUACAAGGACAAAACGAUCCUGUACAUGGUGAAGCUGACGCUGCGGUUGUCCUGUGCGAUGAAUUUUCUCAUCUAUCCACACGACACGCAGGAGUGUAAGCUGCAGAUGGAAAGUCUUUCCCACACAACUGACGACAUGGUCUUCCAGUGGGACCCGGAAGUGCCCCUGGUGGUGGACGAGCACAUCGAACUGCCCCAGCUGGCCCUGGUAAAGAACUACACCGCCGACUGUACCCAGGUGUACUCGACCGGAAACUUCACCUGCCUGGAGGUUGUGUUCGUGCUAAAACGACGCCUCGGCUAUUACCUGUUCCACACUUACAUUCCUACCUGUUUGAUCGUCAUCAUGUCGUGGGUAUCCUUCUGGAUCAAACCGGAAGCAGCUCCAGCUCGGGUGACCUUGGGGGUUACCUCGUUGCUGACCCUUUCGACGCAACACGCCAAAUCACAGGCUUCGUUACCACCGGUUUCCUAUCUCAAGGCUGUAGACGCAUUCAUGUCGGUGUGUACCAUUUUUGUGUUUAUGGCCCUCAUGGAGUACUGUUUGGUAAAUAUCGUUCUUGGCGAUUCGGAUCCUCCGAACCCUAAACUUCCACCGCCCAAGAUGGACCGGUUCUUCGACUUCCCCGCCCGAAACGGGAAACGUGGAAGUAGGACCAUGGAAAACAAUGAAGCUACCGUUAACACGUUCCAGAGACAGGAAAGCACCCUGCUGCUAUCGCCUGUCCCUCACAUCCAGACGAUUCCUCCUCCACCGAGCAGACCAGCCUCGGCUAUUCCGAAACUCACGCCGGCCCAGAUUCGUCUCAAGCGGGCCAUCAACAUCGAUCGAUGCUCGAGAGUCUUUUUCCCGCUGCUGUUUACGCUGCUCAAUGUUACCUACUGGAUUAUGUUCUAUGAAUAUCUCUAAACAGACAUUGAGUAUAAAUAAGGAUAUAAGCCUGUUAAAAUUAAUUAGCCUGUUAAGAAUAAACUCUAUCGCGAUUAUAACUUCAACAUUAUUGAAUUCUAGUACGAUAUUUAGAUUAUUUGUUCGCAAAGUUUGGACUCUUGGCAUGAAACAUAAACACUUGGUAGAAAGGGUUUUAAAAGGUACACAGGGUAAGCACAAAACAUUGACGAUUCAAUACAGCGAGUGAUGAUCUACGAACCGAUGAAACACCCACGAACAAGAAAAAAAAAACAAACGAAAAAAAUGUUAAAACUGUAUAUUACAUAAUAAUCAAAUUAUUAUAUGAAAGUAAUAAAACAAAAUAUCAAUGAACCCCCUUCGAAGGGAUAUGUAAAUUACUGAAACACCAUGCGCCUCCACGUGACGAUUUCAAACUCUGUUAGUUAUAUACUAAGUUAGGCAUGCAAUUCGGUGCAAUUCGCUAGUAAAUCUAGAUCGCAAGAAAAUAUGGUAAAAUUCUUAACAAAGGACAGGUUUUGAAAAGGAAUGGUCGAAUAUCCAGGUGGAAUUGAUUUUACUCAUGGAAAACCUUGCAAUUUUACAUACCAGUAGAUAUUCUUUUUGUUGCCUAAACAAAGGCGUUCAACUUGAUUUGGCUGAAAGAAAAACUUCUGCACAUAAACUCGAGCUUUUUACUUACUUACUACCAUUAAUGAACUUUAAGGGUGGAAUACUUUUUUGUACUGAUAUUUUGCUAGAUCUGAUCCCUGUGAAGCAAAUUUAAUUAGGCAAAAAGGGCAGUAUGUUGGUUUACUUAAAAGACGUUUUUGUUUAAUGAAGCCUUUACGCUUGUCCAUCAGUGCAUACCCGAGCAGACGUUGAUGUCUAAACCAUUAGUUAACAGUAACCAAAAUGAGCUAUCAAUGAAAAAUGAUCAUUGUUAAAUCAGGUUCCAUUUAAAUAUCAAAAUGCAUAAAUAUGAUGACAAACUGAGUUGAGUCGAUUUGAGUUGCAUCUUUUUCAAUUGCAGAUUUCUCGUAAAUUAGCUGGCUCUUGACGACAAACUCUACAUUGAAACAAUCCUUACAUUCAAAACAACAAGUUAGAAGUUGAAACGGCAGCAAGAAACGGCAGAUAAAAACGGCGGUUAGCUAAACGAUAUAUCAUUAAGGUUUCAGGGAAACCCACACUUGGGCAGUUGGCAUAACUGAGGUAUUCACAUAUGGAAAUUGAGACCGAAAUUUUGGUAUUGUACUACAUUGUUUCGGGCAUAAUGAUACCACAUUUUACUCUCAAGGCAUGAUAGCAAAAUUGGAAAUAAUUUUGCCAUAAAAGUCUGCUCGAGUAUCCUCCACAUUUAAUUUCAAAUUUUGGGCAGCUGCAGUCGGUUCGGCAAUUUUCCGAGAAUGUUAUUUUCCUUCACUGGUUUUUAUAGUUGGUGUCUCUUACAAUUUUCUCCAAUCUACAUGUUUAGUGCGGUUAUAUUCAGAGAAGAAAGAAUGCAAAUUAAACAAAUUCUCGCAAAAUCAUGCUGCAUCAUCAAUAUCAAUCUGCGUGUGGCGUGUGUCAACAAUUAGCUCCAUCAUGGGUUGUCAAAUGAUCCACUGAUUUAUAUUUCGAAUUUCUAGUAGUUACCAAUCAGCCUUCUUUUUUCAGCAUAUUUUUUUCGGUAUUUUGUUCCACAGAUUUAGAGAGGUAAUUUCGGCGUCCAUGUAGAUUCUAAAGGAAGCAACUUUGUAGGUAUUUGUCCUGUCCGAGGACUCGUCUGAUGGUAGACUCGUUUAAAAUUAUAAAUAAUAAUAAACUUUCAUCUUGAGAGUACCGAACACAAAAAGCGAUCAAUUAUUUAUCUGAGAACAGGUAGAAACGAGACAGGUUUUAUUCUUUUAACAGAUUCAACAUAACUUAACGAAUAUGAGCUUCAACAUUACUAAGCGAAAGAGGAAUCCGUUGUAAAGGAUAUCUGACUCUCGAAUGCAUGUAAACAUAACAAAUUGUAAAAGUUUCACCAGAAAAAGCCGGAUUAUGUGGCACAACUUACAAGAUAAUUGUAGAAAAUUCCUAAGAAACCGGUGUGAACCACUUCGGAUAUGAUUAAUAAUACAGGAAAAAAAAAACAAAAUACAGUACUAGUUCGUAAGACAUGCUUUAAGUAAAUUAAAUUAAACAUUGAAAGAGCAAAACAUUUAAUCUCAAUCUUUAUGCUAAUAACUUCUAAACUCAACACUCUAUUGAAUUAGGAUCACUUACUUAGCCACUUUCAGAUACGUUCGAUGUCAGAGAGAGAGACUCUAUCUCGUUACUUGUUAAUAUCAAAUUUCAACUAGGAACUGCUACCGAAUUAAAGAAAAAACUGUUUUGUAAAUAGACUAAAAUUUAAUUGAAAUGAAAAACUUUCCAUGUU
Uranotaenia lowii is the source of this 4092-nucleotide messenger RNA. RefSeq names its product glycine receptor subunit alpha-3 (gene ort). Gene Ontology annotation, biological process: chloride transmembrane transport; regulation of membrane potential; chemical synaptic transmission. Gene Ontology annotation, molecular function: transmembrane signaling receptor activity; chloride channel activity; extracellular ligand-gated monoatomic ion channel activity. Lineage: Eukaryota; Metazoa; Arthropoda; Insecta; Diptera; Culicidae. Gene Ontology annotation, cellular component: neuron projection; synapse; membrane. The coding region runs from base 378 to 1706 and encodes 442 amino acids. The record is from RefSeq and is a predicted model, not a curated record. The transcript has 6 exons.